Syngnathoides biaculeatus (alligator pipefish) is the source of this 2542-nucleotide messenger RNA. RefSeq names its product transcription factor JunB-like. Gene Ontology annotation, molecular function: DNA-binding transcription factor activity, RNA polymerase II-specific; RNA polymerase II cis-regulatory region sequence-specific DNA binding; transcription factor binding. Gene Ontology annotation, cellular component: transcription regulator complex. The coding region runs from base 1336 to 2265 and encodes 309 amino acids. Gene Ontology annotation, biological process: regulation of cell cycle; regulation of cell population proliferation; regulation of transcription by RNA polymerase II. The transcript has 2 exons. The record is from RefSeq and is a predicted model, not a curated record. NCBI's taxonomy places the organism in Eukaryota, Metazoa, Chordata, Actinopteri, Syngnathiformes, Syngnathidae.
GUGCCCGGAGGAAACCCACGCAGGCACGGGGAGAACAUGGAGGGUCCGGGAUCGAACCCGGGACCUCAGAACUGUGAGGCCAACGCUUUACCAGCUGAUCCACUGUGCCGCCCUGAUUAAUAAUAUUGAUAAUAAAACUCCCAAACUUUCUCAAGCCUUCACCAGCUAGAGUACAACUAUAAUGUCAAAUUAUCAGUCAUUCAUGCAUUUUUCAUACUGUUUACAAGGGUUGCGAUCGUGCUGCACCCUAUCUCAGGUGUCCUUGGGGGAGAUGUGGGGUACACCCUGAAGUGGUCACCAGCCAAUCAAUCGCAGGGCACAUAGAAACAAACAAUCAUUCCCGUUCGCACCUCCGGGCAAUUCUUCAAUGAACCUACCAUCCACGUUUUGGGGAUGUGGGAGGAACGGGAGUACCGGGAGGAAACCCACACAGGCAAGCCAGGGCUUGGAUUUGAAGCAGAGUCCUCAAAACUAUGAGGCAGGUGUGCUAAGCGCACCCCAGAUGGACUUCACUGACUGUCUUGUCUUGGUUGCCCAUUUUGAAACGUGCGUGAUCGUAUCAAUUGAUUGUCUUUUGUUGCCACAAAGCCGGAACGCUCAGUGCAUUUUUGAAGCAGUCACGCCCACAGUUUCCACACCCUCUCCUCGCCUCAUGCGUCUCUUUCCUGCCUGAGGCUGGAAGGAGGGCAGCCUCCCACGUCCGUCCAGCUGGAAGCCAGCCAGAAGGGGAUCGGCUUCCCGCUUGUGUCAGGAGGAACCGGCGCGCCAGGAUACCCAAAUAUGGACUCGGCGAUAUCAGUUGGGACGCGUGACUCAGCAGACUCUGACAUGUGCGUGCGGUAUUGAUCGGACACACGCAGCCAAAGUCUGAGAGUGGACUUGCCUGCGGUGUUGUCUACUGGAGCGCAGUGGACCCGCGAGGCUCGUGGAGGAAUCAGAAUCACCGCGAGUGAAGGCGCUCUUGUUGUCGUUCCUAUUUACCUUUUGGACUUUUCCUCCAGGCGAAAGGGCCUCGCCGUGUUUACAGUGGUGGCGGUUCCCGGCAACGCGUGUCAUGACGUAUCUCCGACAUCCUGGGGGCGGGGCUGCGAGGAGACGGCGACCAACCCGGGUCUCGGAACGCGCUACGCUCGGGGCUGCUUUGCGUUCGAAUAAAUAGUGAGAAAGUACUCGGCGGCUUCCUCACAAUAAGACAGGAAGCGAGAGACAGGUUUGCCAAAUUAAAGGCUGGCCAACACACGAGUGGAAUGAAAGCAUCUGAAUUAGUCACUGGACUGCGCUUUGAUUCCAACUAAAGGCGCAGCCUUGCCAGACUACAAGUUACUAAAGCAGAACAUGAACUUGAACUUGUCCGAGCCCUAUCGGAGCUCCAACUUCAAGUCUCACCACCUGCGCGCCGACUCCGAGUUGUAUUCGUCGGUCACGGCGGACUCGGGCUCCCUCAAGCUCGCCUCUCCGGAUUUGGAGCGACUCAUCAUCCACAACAGCAACGGGCUCAUCACUACCACGCCGACCCCGAGCCACUACCUGUACAACCGCGGGAUCACCGAGGAGCAGGAGGGCUUCGCUGAGGGUUUCGUCAAGGCGCUGGACGACUUGCACAAGAUGAACCAGAUGGCGCCGCCCAACGUGUCCAUCGGAACCGGGGGUGUCGCCUGCUCGGCGCCCGGUUCGGUGUUCGGCGCAUCCAUGCAGCCAGAACCUCUCGAGUACACCAACCUGGGCAGUUGCACCAGCAACCCCGGCCUGUCGUCGGCCGUCAGCUACCCGUCCGCCACCAUCAGCUACCUGCCGCACCACCCCUACCACCACCACCAGCACCACCACCACCAGCAGCAGCAGCAGCAGCCGCCUCAGGGCGCGGCGCACGGCUCCCAUCACUUCCAACACUCGUUGGCCGGCGCCGGGCUGCACGCGCCGCGCUUCGGCGGCCUCAAAGAGGAGCCCCAAACCGUCCCGGACAUGCAGAGCAGCGACAACAGCUCGCCGCCCAUGUCCCCCAUCGACCUGGAGAACCAGGAGCGAAUCAAGGCGGAGCGCAAGCGGCUCAGGAACCGGCUGGCUGCGUCCAAAUGUCGGCGGCGCAAACUGGAGCGCAUCGCCCGCUUGGAGGACAGAGUGAAAGUUCUGAAAACAGACAACGCGGGACUAUCCAACACGGCCUCCCUUCUCCGGGAGCAGGUGGCCCAACUCAAACAGAAAGUCAUGACACACGUGAGCAGCGGCUGUCAGCUCAUGCUGUCGCCCAAAGUUAAGUCCUACUGAGGAAGCCAAACUGCUUGACAAAGACUUGAAACACGUACACUGGACUGGAAGCGCACUGACAGCGCACAACUGGAGUGUUGUGGCACCCAAAUCAGUGACAACCGACGGAAGCUGUCCUGUUUACAUUUGACUUUGUACAUUGUGAUGAAUUCUGAUGUAACUUAUUUCUUUAGUCAGGUUGACCCUGACCUUUGUUUGUUUGUUUUUUUCUACAGUACCUGUACAGUAUAUUUAAGUAAAAGAGAUGUUGCAUUUGAGAAAUGGCUUGUUCAUUUUG